ACUUAUCAUACACAAGUCUCUGUUUACUAAAGACGAAAUCAUGGCAAACAAGCCACAGAAAAUGCCCAAAGUGGCCAAGGUAAAGGACAAAUCUCCUGCUGAGCUGCAGAUAACAGCAGAACAACUAUUGAGAGAAGCUAAGGAGCGAGAACUUGAAAUUGUGCCCCCUCCUCCACGGCAGAAGAUAUCAGAUCCAGAAGAACUUCAAGAAUAUCGUUUGAAGAAAAGACGAGCCUUUGAAGAUAACAUUCGUAAAAAUCGGGGAAGCAUUUCCAAUUGGAUUAAAUAUGCAAAGUGGGAGGAAGAGCAGCAAGAAAUUCGAAGAGCCAGGUCUGUGUAUGAGAGAGCUUUGGAUGUUGAACACAGAAAUAUUACAUUAUGGCUGAAGUAUGCUGAGAUGGAGAUGCGUAGCCGGCAGGUGAAUCAUUCUCGCAAUGUGUGGGACAGAGCGGUCACCAUCCUACCGAGAGCCAACCAAUUUUGGUACAAGUUUACUUACAUGGAGGAAAUGCUGAAGAACAUUGCUGGCUGCAGACAGGUAUUUGAGCGAUGGAUGGAGUGGGAGCCAGAUGAGCAGGCCUGGCUCACUUACAUUAAAUUUGAGCUACGUUAUAAAGAACUAGAUCGUGCAAGAGCAAUCUACGAACGCUUUGUUUAUGUUCAUCCCGAACCAAAAUAUUGGAUUAAAUAUGCUCAUUUUGAAGAGAAUCAUAGCUACAUUCAGAGUGCUCGGCGAGUGUAUGAACGUGCCAUCCAUAUCUAUGGCGAUGAUCACCUAGAGGAGAGUUUAUUUAUUGCCUUUGCUAAAUUUGAGGAAGGUCAGAAGGAACAUGAUCGAGCCCGAGUUAUUUAUAGGUACGCACUGGAUCAUAUGCCAAAAGAGAAGUGUUUGACUCUCUACAAUGAGUAUACACGACAUGAAAAGAAAUAUGGAGAUAAAUCAUCGAUUGAUGAUGUCAUUACCAGCAAGAGGAAAUUUCAGUAUGAAGAAGCAGUGACAGCCAAUCCUCAUGAUUAUGACACAUGGUUUGACUAUGCACGGAUGUUGGAGGCAGACGGCAAUGUGGAUCUCAUUAGAGAGACAUAUGAGAGAGCAAUAGCUUGUGUUCCGCCCUUAAAGGAGAAGAGACACUGGCGCCGCUACAUCUACCUUUGGAUUUAUUAUGCAGUGUUUGAAGAGCUCACUACCAAGGAUAUGGAGAGGGCACGGCAGGUGUACCAAAUGUGCCUUCGUCUAAUUCCACACAAGGUGUUUACCUUUGCUGAGAUAUGGCUACUCUAUGCUAAAUUUGAGAUUCGCCAGAAGGACCUAUCAGCAGCAAGAAAAGCAUUGGUAAGCUGGUCAUUAUUGAAAUGAAUGGAUAAUCACAGAA
Molecule: messenger RNA, 1373 nt
Organism: Procambarus clarkii (red swamp crayfish)
Lineage: Eukaryota; Metazoa; Arthropoda; Malacostraca; Decapoda; Cambaridae
Product: protein crooked neck-like
Biological process (GO): spliceosomal complex assembly; mRNA splicing, via spliceosome
Cellular component (GO): precatalytic spliceosome; Prp19 complex; post-mRNA release spliceosomal complex
Molecular function (GO): protein binding
Source: RefSeq, a predicted model, not a curated record